AAGCUUACAGAUUUUAUUUAUUUAUUUAUUUAUUUAUUUAUUUAUUUAUUUAUUUUAAGAUUCAUUUACUUUUUUGUCAAAACGAUUUUUCAUUGGGGAAGGGCUCAGGAAUCCUUCUUGGCUGCUGCCUUCCUCAUGGCUGCCAGUACGUUGUUCAGCUCCUCCUACUUUCUCUUGUCUCAGAUGUGCGUGCCCACCCUCUUCUUGAUGAACUUGAGUGCACGCUUGUCCUUGGACACUUUGAGCAACUCCAGGGCGUGCUGCUCAUGGGACAUGAAGCAGCACACCUCCGGGAUCAUGUCCUGCACUAACCUGGUGAGGCGCCUGUGGUGAGGCUAUGUCUUGGUUUGCUGAUGUGGCCCUUGUUGAGGCCCACGGCCAUGGGCUAGCGCAGGGCCAUGGCUGCUGCUCUCCGAUGGCAGUCUAUUUAUUUAUUAUAUAUAAGUACAUUACAGAUGGCUGUGAGCCACCAUGUGGUUGCUGGAAUUUGAACUCAGGACCCUUGGAAGCGCAGUCGUGCUCUUAACCACUGAGCCACCUCUCCAGCUUGCUCCCAGAUUUUAAAGUUGGCAGACUCUGAACCAUGCUUGGCUCAGCAGAGUGACUAUGAGCCAACUCACAGACGACUUUGCACUGUUAGGGGUAGUGAGGAGCUUGUCCUCCGAGACCAGCAGUACACCCUACAGCACAUGGGUGAAAAUCACUGAGCAAAGACGCGAAGUUCUGAAACCACUGGGAAACCAUAGAGGAACCAUCAAGAUGUUGAUAGCUAUUGUUUUCUGGUUAGUUCCUUCAAAACACAUAAGACAGGAAAAAUUGACAAAUGGAAUUAUAAAAAACUAAUUUUUAAAACAAUUAUGUACAACAAAGAAAAUCAUCAUCAGAGAAAAAAGACAACACAAUGAAAGAGAAUCUAUCCAUGGUUAUUGACUGUGACCAGAAGUGGGUAGAAUCCAGCAGACUCUAACCACAGGGCCGUGACUGUGGAAAAGGCAUCUGACCCUAAUCUGUUACCAGGGAGAAUCCUGAAUCAUUUCAAGGAGGUCAUUUCUAGAUUGUCUCGAUUUUGUUUUCAACAAUAUUCCAAGAAGGAUAUUGAAUCAAAUCUGGGUUUGAUUCCCAUCUAAAACCAGCAACAGUGAGGACAGACAACAGAAUCCCACCAGAUCUGCACCUGGGUGCCAUCUAGUGUUAAAACGAGGAUGUGACAACAGGUUCUCUCAGGAGAAACAGGCUCAAAGUUUGUGUAGAGUAUCCGACCCCUGGGUGCACAUGUGUCACACCACCUUGCACCAAGAGUUUUUAGGGAACACUGAGCUUGUCUAGUACUCAAAGUGCCAGAAACUGACCAUGCAGUAACCUGCAUGGGCAAAGCCUCAAUGAGAAGCUGAACUCAUUAAAGGAAAUUUGGUAAUCUUUUUUUUUUUUUUUUUGGUUCUUUUUUUCGGAGCUGGGGACUGAACCCAGGGCCUUGAGCUUCCUAGGCAAGAAAUUUGGUAAUCUUAAGGAAAAUACAGAAAAGUCUCAGUAUCUUAUUGAGAAUCUCAAAAAGCUGAAAGCAACUGAACAAUUCCCAAGAUGAAAAAUAUUCACGGUAAAAUUGAAAAUGUCAUGGGAGCCAUCAAAAACAGAUUAGACAGAACCAGUGAGCUUCAAGAUGGGCUACUUAAAAUGCAUGUUUGGAGACAAACGAAUGAGGAAGGAAAAAGGCUUAAUGGGAAAACUGGGAACUACUGCAACAUCAUGGACCUAAGUUCUCAUAUAAAUAAGAAAACUCAGAUUUUCAAGCUCCAAGCUGGUACAUGGAAAAUGGCAGAAGCCCAUAAAUGACAAUGAUGAGAAUGUGUUCCAGCUAAGUGUAGCUCACACCUGUGGGGUCAUAUUUAUACUCCUUCAUCACUGGUCCUUUCACGUGUUUGCUAUAGCAAGGCAUCUUUUUACCUGUGUCUGCUUCAGGAAAACAUCCUUUCACCCGUGUGCCCCGGCAGACCAUCAUUCGACAUAACAGACUUUCCAAAGAAACCAGAAAUUUCCACUUACAUACCUGUAAUCCCAGCACGCAGGAGGCAGAGGCAGAAGAACUGCUCUAAGUUUAAGGCCAGCCUGGGAUAUAGGUAAAGUCUGUCUCAACAAACAAAAACUAGUAAAUACAAAUAUGAGUGGAAAGUUAGUAGUCACUGGUAGCUGAAGCCUGUGGUAAAGAGGCUCUGCGUGCAGUCGAGAAGCUGGGCAACAGUUUGAGGAUAGCUAGGGAGUAGAAACAAACACAGAAGACUUGAUCCAGUUGAAUUUGAGGCUGGUAAUGAGGUUCGUUUUUCUAUAUAUAAAGAAUGAAUAGAUUUGCACUAGGAGUAAGACACAAAGUCCACUUGAGGUACAUGUGAGCCUUAAAGAGUACUCAGUUUCUCUUACUUUUGUUAUUAACUAGCUAAAGAUUGCACCCAAUCCACAGAGAAGUAUAGAGAGGUCAUGAAAAUACACUUUGAACAUUUUUACCCUACUCUAUAAAACCUCUCUUCAAUAAGUGAGACAUAAUGGGAUGGGGUCUCUCAAAAGCAGACUGUUUCCCAGAUAUAACAUCACCAAUAAUAUGGAAAUUAACCUAUGAGGUCAGGCAGGUCAUCCUAGCAGCAUAGCUCGGUGGUACAGCUUCGCUUGUAUCAGGCCCCAAAUCUGAUCCCAAGCACCAAACAAAACAACAACAAAACAAAAGCAUGAUAGAAAACCAGAGAAGCAAACUGUUGAUUGAUUGGUUAACAAGUUUCACUCUCUGGGAAAAAUUAACUUUUAUGCUUGCUAGUUUUGAAAAUUGUUAUUUUAAAAAUAGCAGGGUCAAAUUGUUUAGUUUUGACAUGCUGUGAAACUCAACUCUCAGGGGAUAGUUAUUACCCUAAAGGAAACUGACUCUGGAGACAAGGGAUCAGGUGUAACUAAAGGAACAACAGCCUAGCCUCUAUCCAAGCAAGAGCCUGUCACUUCACACCUGGGGAUGGGGACAGAAAAAGGGACACAGAAGAGCUGCCAAUAAAUCUACAGCUAAGUUUGCAUUUUAGACUUCUAGUAACACAUUAUUAAGCCCAUUUCACGGAUGAGGGGAUGGAGAUACAAAGAAAUGCAAUAUGCUCAAAGUCACACACUAUUAACAUGUUAGAUUGGAUUUUUAAUUUAGGAAAUCUUGGCUUGAGGCUGUGUUUAAUCCCAUUCAACCAUGAACCUUAAGUCAAGUAGGAAUUUAUGAUUAAUUGUAGUAAUCUUGAAAGCCUGGAGAUUAAAUUGCCACCAGAGGGCAUGCAUUUGUCCUUAGUUUGAGCGAUGAAAUUCCCCUUCUUAGUAAAGGGAUAUACACAAAGUGAAACACUGUGAUUUGAAUGGUUGGUGUACAGUUUAGUACUUAUUGUAGUCAAGAUUUCCCAGUCUCUUUCUUUUUGGUAGCUGUUAACUAAUCCUUACCUACCAACCAAGUAAAUAAUAGUAGUUCUUUGCAACAGUGUUGGUAGGAUUAAAUAGCGAAAACACAAAAAAAAGCACUUCAAAAAGUGAUCUCUGUGUAAACAUUCGUAAUAAAUACGCCUUUCUUAUAACUUUUUUUUCUUUCUUUUGGGUAAUCCCGAGUUUUAAGUGACAACGCGUGACUCUAAAAUUUGGUAGCAAAUGGGUGGAAAGGGAGCUGGAAUGGGCUUCCUUUCCAGCAUUUCGGAGCCAACUUCUUUUCCAAAGCCGCUCUAUUUCGUCCUGUGCUGUGAGGGGCAACGGACUACACUAUCUUGCUUUGUUGUGUAGCUUACAUGUAAAGAAACGUUAAGCACACUGACCGAACAAUUGAAGCUGUUCCCCAAGCCCGACAAGGGACGUUUAGGUGUUCUUGACCGGAAUAAAUGAAGACGCAAAGCUAUUGGCCGCUCAACCACCUGAACCACACAGUGCUGCCCGCGCCUUAAGGUGCCUAGUGACCAGUUCCGGUCUGUAGAGCAUGACUAUAUGAAGGAAAAGGAAGGUUUUUCUGAAGAUGAGGCGACUGAAUCGGAGAAAAACCUUAAGUUUGGUGAAAGAGUUAGAUGCCUUUCCCAAGGUUCCUGACAGCUAUGUGGAGACAUCAGCCAGUGGGGGAACAGUUUCUCUAAUAGCAUUUACCACUAUGGCUUUAUUAACAAUAAUGGAAUUCUCAGUGUAUCAAGAUACAUGGAUGAAGUAUGAAUACGAAGUAGACAAGGAUUUUUCUAGCAAGUUGCGAAUCAACAUAGACAUUACCGUUGCCAUGAAGUGUCACUAUGUUGGAGCAGAUGUACUGGAUUUAGCAGAGACCAUGGUUGCUUCUGCAGAUGGUCUGGCUUAUGAACCAGCACUGUUUGACCUUUCACCACAGCAGAGAGAGUGGCAGAGGAUGCUGCAGUUGAUUCAGAGUAGGCUGCAAGAAGAGCAUUCCCUUCAAGACGUGAUCUUCAAAAGUGCGUUUAAAAGUUCAUCAACUGCACUGCCACCAAGGGAAGAUGAUUCAUCACUGACUCCAGAUGCGUGCAGAAUCCAUGGUCAUCUCUAUGUCAAUAAAGUAGCAGGGAAUUUUCACAUAACUGUGGGCAAGGCAAUCCCACAUCCUCGAGGGCAUGCACAUUUGGCAGCACUUGUCAACCAUGAUUCUUACAACUUUUCUCACAGAAUAGAUCAUUUGUCUUUUGGCGAGCUUGUUCCAGGAAUUAUUAAUCCUUUGGAUGGAACUGAAAAGAUUGCUGUAGAUCACAACCAGAUGUUCCAAUAUUUCAUUACAGUUGUGCCAACAAAGCUACACACAUACAAGAUUUCCGCAGAUACCCAUCAGUUCUCUGUGACAGAAAGGGAACGCAUCAUCAACCAUGCUGCAGGCAGCCACGGCGUCUCUGGAAUAUUUAUGAAAUACGAUCUCAGUUCUCUCAUGGUGACAGUCACUGAGGAACACAUGCCUUUCUGGCAGUUUUUUGUAAGACUCUGUGGUAUUAUUGGAGGAAUCUUUUCAACAACAGGCAUGUUACAUGGAAUUGGAAAAUUUAUAGUGGAAAUAAUUUGCUGUCGUUUCAGACUUGGAUCCUACAAGCCCGUCCAUUCUGUCCCCUUUGCGGAUGGCCACACAGACAACCACUUACCUCUUCUAGAGAACAACACACAUUAGCACCUCGUGGGUGGAGAAAAACUUUUUGCCUGAGACAUAAAGCCUUUUCUAAUAAUAAAAUGUUGUGCAAUAUAUUCAAAGAAAAAGAAAAUAUGAGAACCCGGAAACUUACUUAUUUAAAAAAAAAAAAAAGAAAAAACAGCCAAGGAAAAUAAACAAGCUGAAGUCGUCGUGUAUACGUUGUGUCUGUUACAAAUGUCCUAGAAGAAAUUAUGCAGCUAACUGGAGACUCAACCCAGCCAACAGUGCCAGGUGAGGACAGUGCCUCCGAAGCUCUCCCAGCAAACAGACAAUAUGGAGGCAGGGCCUCGAGGAUGGACGUGAACCCAUACUUAAAGAAAAGGGCGUUGAUAAAUGAAAACGUAUGUGUGCGUCCUUUUUAAAGAUGUCAGAAUAAAACGUGUAAAACAUGGAAACUAGUCUAGACUUUACAAACUGUAAUCAGCUCAUGUGGUUAAUAAAGGAAGCAGGGACUGACCCUGUGUUACAGCCAUAUUAAUGUUAAGCCAUAUUGACAAGAUGGUGUUGUCCAGUUUGGGGUUCUGGUGAUGGUCACUGCUUUCCUUUGAACUCCAGUCGCUGACUUUCCUGACUGUUGAAGGUUGAGUCUUAGAAGACUUAAGGUGAAGUUUCCCAAGGCCAGGUGCACAAGUGCUGUGGUGUGUAACAGGUGUCACUCGCAGCUUGUACAAGGGACUCCAUAGGGAGAAGAAAACAAAUGUUUAAAAAGAUAAACGUUCACAAUUUGUAAAGCGUGAAGGGAAACGCCAAGUGCUGUGUGCUUGUGAGGAGUGGAAAACUGGAUAGCUAAUUCUGACGGGCGGAGCAGUGUCCUUACAAGAUGUUCAGUCUGAUGCAGCCUAGGCACAGCUGUAAAACCGGACAGGGCGCUGCCCUCAGGGCUCUGCACAGAAGUGAUGAGGCUACAGUGACUUGAAGGAGCCCUGUCCAGUGCUGUUAGUUAGAAACUGCCAGCCUCUUUUCCCACUGACUCUGAAGGGCAGAAGUUAAUCACUGGAGGUUAAGUCAUUGAAAGAGAAGACGGUUUCAGUCCCUGUCAGACACAGGACUGCAUUGACAGUGGUGGCUUAGCAUGUGGCCUGUCACAAAUUAGUGUUUCAAGUGAAAUGUUUUUAAUCCUUAAAAACAGCUCUCUUCAAAGAGGGUAUCAAUCAGGGAAGGAGGAGACGCCAACAAACGAUUUAGCAGUAUAGUGCGAAAAAUGGCAUUUUGUAGAAAAUAAGACAUUUUGGUUAAAGUAUUAAGUAAGAGUCAAGAGGUUAAGUGACUAAUACUAUUAUAAUGUUUUAAAAUUUUUUAAAUGGGUCCAGGAAACUUCAAAUUAUGAGUCUUCUCUGAGGUUUUUGUUUUGUUUUUCCCCUUAAAUUUUAUAGUUGGUCUAGAAACAGAACAUCUCCCCAGAAGAAUUUUGAAGUUGGUCACUUGAGACUGAAUGUCUACUCGCUAGGGAAUUCAGUCAGUUUUCAGGGAAGAAAAUACUGAUUUAGAGUUAUUUUCAGUAUUAUGUUUUUUAAAAAGAUUUAAGAUUAUUUUAAAUUAUUUCAAUGUUUUCUAAAUGCCACAUUAAAAAUUUUGAGAUGUAUCUUUUCCAUUAAAAUUGACUGUACAGGAA
This is a messenger RNA of Rattus norvegicus (Norway rat), 6773 nucleotides long. It is a transcript of the gene Ergic2, whose product is annotated as ERGIC and golgi 2. The record is from RefSeq and is a predicted model, not a curated record. Gene Ontology annotation, biological process: retrograde vesicle-mediated transport, Golgi to endoplasmic reticulum; endoplasmic reticulum to Golgi vesicle-mediated transport. Gene Ontology annotation, cellular component: endoplasmic reticulum membrane; nucleolus; Golgi apparatus. Lineage: Eukaryota; Metazoa; Chordata; Mammalia; Rodentia; Muridae.